CAGUCAAAGAGACCACGCCCCUAACAUUUACAGAACUUUAUGGUUUAAAAUGUCUUAAACUAAGAAGCAAGAACAAAAUUUAUCCCCGUCCAGUUGUCAUGGAGGAAACUAUGUAUAGCGACCAAAACAGUUUUUGUCCCAGGCUGUGGACAUGUUUAUUUCUGCUCUAAAGUUGGACAUUUUAACAUGAACUUGAAGGGGAAGCUGCUCUGUUCUGGAGCCUCAAGUGGACAGUGGAGGAACUGUUAGGAGGGUCAGUGUCUCUGCUUGGACCAAAGCUCCGUCCUCCUCCUCCUGCUGCACGGAGCAGACUACAGAGACAAACACUGUGACGUGCACAAGGUUAUUCUGUGGUUCUGCUGCCAGAAAUCUGACAAAAAUUAACAACUUCCUGCAGAUUAAAUAUUUUCUUGAAUUCAAAGUUUUUCUGUCAGCAGAGUUUGUCACGUGACACAGAGGAAUGUUGGGAGAUCCUGUGUGGCAUCACGUUGUGUCUGUGUGAAGGUGUGGACUCUGCUAUGGAUCAGUGUGAGGACGCAGAGGACGGACCCUUGAAAACCGGUCUGUGUGGGGACCAUGGGAUCCAGAUCAAAGCUCAGAGUGUCCAUCAGAGUCCAGACUCGUCUGAACCUGAACACAGCUGUGUGUCCCUGAAGAGUGACAACUCUAAAGACACUGUCCUUGAUUUUAAACGGAGUGUGGCUCAGAGUCUAGACUCGUCUGGACCUGGACCCAGCUGUGUGUCCCUGAACAGUGACUGGUCCAUGGAUAGUCUUCCUCUUUUUAAAGGACAGCGUCUCUCUGCUGGACAGACGAUCCAUCAGAGUCUAGAUUCUUCUGGACCUGAACCCAGCUGUGUGUCCCUGAACAGUGACUGGUCCAUGGAUAAUCCUCCUCUUUUUAAAGAACAGCGUCCCUCUGCUGGACAGACUAUCCAUCAGAGUCUAGACUCGUCUGGACCUGAACCCAGCUGUGUGUCCCUGAACAGUGACUGGUCCAUGGAUAAUCCUCCUCUUUUUAAAGGACAGUGUCCCUCUGCUGGACAGACAGUGAAGCAGCAGAGCUCAGAGGUUCUCAGGGUUCCAUCUGCUCAGCAGCAUCAAAAACGCCUGAACCACAUGUUUACGGUCUGUUGACGUCCAUCUUAUGUCCUCAUUGGACAGUUUGUUCAUAAUGUCUCCAUGCUACAGCAACAAACACUUUGAUGAUGUUUAUUCUCUCAUUCAUGUUCAUCACUGCAUCAUUCAUGGAUCCAUCAACA
This is a messenger RNA of Thalassophryne amazonica, 1261 nucleotides long. RefSeq lists its product as uncharacterized. The coding region runs from base 519 to 1136 and encodes 205 amino acids. The record is from RefSeq and is a predicted model, not a curated record. The transcript is spliced from 7 exons. NCBI's taxonomy places the organism in Eukaryota, Metazoa, Chordata, Actinopteri, Batrachoidiformes, Batrachoididae.